AUGGCUCCAUAUGAAGCCCUGUAUGGUCGGAAGUGCCGAACGCCGAUUUGUUGGGAAGAUUUAAGGAAUAGAGUACCUGUAGGACCAGAGUUGGUUCAAGAGACUAUGGAUCAAAUUCGAAUAAUCCGGGAAAAGAUGAAAAUCGCUCAGGAUCGUCAGAAGAAAUAUGCAGACGUAAGAAGGAGGAAACUGGAAUUUGAAGUCGGAGAUAAAGUUUUCCUUAAAGUUUCCCCUACCAAAGGCAUAAAGACAUUCGGGAUUCGAGGCAAACUUAGUCCGAAGUUCAUUGGACCAUAUGAAAUCUUGAAAAGAGUUGGUAAGGUAGCUUAUGAAAUUGCGUUGCCAACUGAACUGUCUCGCAUCCAUAAUGUGUUCCAUGUAUCACAGCUUCGGAAAUAUGUGCACGAUCCUUCCCAUGUGUUAUCUCAUGAACCAUUGCAACUUGAUGAGACUCUUAGUUAUGAAGAAAGACCGAUCAGAAUAUUGGACCGACGCGAACAGGUUCUACGGAAUCAAGUCAUACCAUUGGUCAAAGUAUUGUGGUCCAGUCAGGAUUCGGAGGAGGCUACGUGGGAAAAAGAAACUGAUAUGAAGCACCGCUAUCCGCAACUUUUCUAA
Messenger RNA from Beta vulgaris subsp. vulgaris (sugar beet), 618 nucleotides. RefSeq lists its product as uncharacterized. The transcript has a single exon. The record is from RefSeq and is a predicted model, not a curated record. Lineage: Eukaryota; Viridiplantae; Streptophyta; Magnoliopsida; Caryophyllales; Amaranthaceae. Bases 1 to 618 code for a protein of 205 amino acids.